CCGGCGUCCGUCAGAAGUUGGUAUUUGUGCACAAAUGCACCCUGCCCCCUGCCGCUGGCUCUACGAUGCCUAUAUUGUAGAUUACCACAAUGGGUAUUUUCGUACAAUCAUAAAACACCAACAUUCCUUUUAAUUUUUUUCUCUCUCGUCUCAGCCUCAUUGGCAGAUACCACUGGCAGGCGUUGUUUUCGUAUUUUACUCCUUGCGAAAAUUGAAAAAAAAAAAGAAGCAAAAACAGGAUUUAGAUUUGCUUUGAUUGGUGUUAGCAAAGAAUGUCGAAGACUGGUGCAUUGGAUCUGGCCUCAGGUCUGGGUGGCAAGAUUGACAAAACCCAAGUCCUUUCUGCAGUUGAAAAGUAUGAGCAAUAUCAUGUCUUUCAUGGAGGUGAGGAGGAAGAGAGAAAAGCCAACUACACUGACAUGGUUAACAAAUACUAUGAUCUAGUUACCAGCUUUUAUGAGUUUGGAUGGGGGGAAUCUUUCCAUUUUGCUGCCAGAUGGAAUGGGGAGUCUCUUCGAGAAAGCAUAAAGCGUCAUGAACAUUUUCUUGCUUUACAGCUUGGCUUGAAGCCUGGACACAAGGUGUUGGAUGUUGGAUGUGGAAUUGGUGGACCACUAAGAGAAAUUGCUCGAUUUAGCUCCACAUCAGUUACAGGGUUGAACAACAAUGAAUAUCAAAUAGCAAGAGGGAAGGAAUUAAACCGCAUUGCUGGAGUGGACAAGACUUGCAACUUUGUGAAGGCUGACUUUAUGAAUAUGCCAUUUCCUGAGAGCAGCUUUGACGCAGUUUAUGCUAUUGAAGCUACCUGCCAUGCACCAGAUGCUUAUGGAUGCUACAAGGAGAUUUACAGAGUACUAAAGCCUGGUCAGUGUUUUGCUGCGUAUGAGUGGUGCAUGACUGAUUCUUUUGAUCCAAGUAACCAGCAACAUCAGAAAAUUAAGGCAGAAAUUGAGAUUGGUGAUGGUCUUCCAGACAUCAGGUCGACUAGACAGUGCCUGGAAGCUCUAAAACAGGCUGGUUUUGAGGUCAUAUGGGAGAAGGAUUUAGCUGUUGACUCUCCUGUCCCUUGGUACUUGCCUUUAGAUAAAAACCACUUCUCAUUGAGUAGCUUCCGUCUAACAGCUAUCGGACGCUUUAUCACUAAAAAUAUGGUCAAGGCUCUAGAAUUUGUGGGAAUUGCUCCAAGGGGAAGUCAAAGGGUUCAAGAUUUUCUGGAGAAGGCUGCAGAAGGGUUGGUUGAAGGUGGCAGGAAAGAGAUUUUUACGCCUAUGUAUUUCUUCUUGGCCCGAAAACCACCUUCAGAGAGCCAGUGAUGGAAUGGUGCAUGGACUAAAUAAGCUGCUGCUUGCUUAAGUAAUGGAAAUUCUUGCGGGGAGGGGUGACAGGUAGAGGGUAUAUUUUUGAAGGGAUAGACCAUGCUAGGCAACAUGCAAUUUGGUGACUGUAUCUGAUAUAUUGUCAGCUCUUUGCUCAAUUUGGAUUGCUUCUCUUUUUAGUUAUCUGAUGAGCAUAUUUUCCUUCAUCGUAGAAGGUAUAUAUUUAAACGGAUAGACCAAUUUUUUUUUUUUUUUGGAAGGGUACAUGAACGGGCACACAUCCCAACUAGACCAAGCCUCUGCCUAUGAAGGAAAAGAACCAUUCUGGUUAAGAAAUAUUGGUGAAUUUCGUCGACUUUCAUUCUGUGACGAAUGCUAGUAUGCAUGUUGCUUCUUUAUGGUGCUGCAAAAGUGUUAUACUAUAAAAUUAAAAGAUUAAUUGGCUGUAUCAUAUACAAUCUUUUGAUUUUAAUGAUGAAAUUGAA
Durio zibethinus is the source of this 1801-nucleotide messenger RNA. RefSeq names its product cycloartenol-C-24-methyltransferase. NCBI's taxonomy places the organism in Eukaryota, Viridiplantae, Streptophyta, Magnoliopsida, Malvales, Malvaceae. Gene Ontology annotation, molecular function: sterol 24-C-methyltransferase activity. Gene Ontology annotation, biological process: sterol biosynthetic process. The record is from RefSeq and is a predicted model, not a curated record. Gene Ontology annotation, cellular component: endoplasmic reticulum.